Archocentrus centrarchus (flier cichlid) is the source of this 4226-nucleotide messenger RNA. RefSeq names its product aquaporin 7 (gene aqp7). The transcript is spliced from 6 exons. The record is from RefSeq and is a predicted model, not a curated record. Gene Ontology annotation, biological process: water transport; glycerol transmembrane transport. Gene Ontology annotation, molecular function: water channel activity; urea transmembrane transporter activity; glycerol channel activity. NCBI's taxonomy places the organism in Eukaryota, Metazoa, Chordata, Actinopteri, Cichliformes, Cichlidae. Bases 745 to 1563 code for a protein of 272 amino acids. Gene Ontology annotation, cellular component: basolateral plasma membrane; plasma membrane.
ACAGCAUUACACAAGACCUCCGAAGUACCAUGUGCUUUCAAAUAUUUAUUGUAAUAUGUAAUUGCAAACUGUUAGUGCUUCUUAAAUCCACGACUCUGGUGAUAUGUGCACUUUUCAUUUAUCAAGUCUUCUUCCUGUUACAAGAUAAUUGCUUAUCUGUAUCACCCAUAUGCUAUUAAUGAUUAAUGUCAUGCUCUUUAUCCCGAUAAGGCACAAGCAGUUUUUACAGUCACGCGACAGGGUUGGUGGGUGGGGAUUGGUUGGUGCCAGUGAAUGAACCAGAAGGGGGAGGCAUGGUCAGGCAUGGCGAGCCAGCUGGAGAGGGUUGCAGAAGUCACACAUCAGCUGUCAGCUGUUACAAUAAGCUCGAUGCUUAGAAGCCUGGAAGAAACAUAUACAUGCAGUGAUGGCAAGACAUCAUGAACAUGAGUACAAAAGAAACACUGUGCUUGUAAUUAGGAAUCCUGACAUAUACUAAGUACUCGUGACUUUAGUUGGAGGAACCACACUUUUCCUGUUUCCUGCUACAGUUAGCUUUUUCAGUGUCAGCAUUUUUUUUUUUACCCUGAUAACACAGCCUUAAAAGCAAGAUCAUUCAAUAGUUUGGUGUCUUUUAUAUUUGUGCAGUGCCAUAAUUAAAACACUAAUAAUAAUAAUAAUAAUAAUAAUAAUAAUAAUAAAAAUAAAAAGAUUAACUAGUAGUAUUCUUCUCUUUUUGCUAGUUUACAGUUCCAUGCUGGAGAAAUGGGCAAAUGGAUAAAGCUCCGUGGGAAUUCAUUUGGCCUGGGGUCUGUGGCCCAGGUAGUGACUGGUCAGGGAGUUUUUGGACACUACCUCAGCAUCAACCUGGGUUUUGGACUGGCUGUUGCCAUGGGGGUUUACGUUGGAGGGAAGAUCUCAGGGGCUCACAUGAAUGGAGCAGUAUCAUUCACGAUGUGUGUGUUUCAUCGCCUUAAGUGGAAGAUGCUACCUCUGUAUCUUCUGGCACAGCUAUUGGGGUCGUUUCUGGCAGCAGGGACAAUUUAUGCUGUCUACUAUGAAGCCAUUCAUGACUACUGUGGAGGAAACCUGACUGUGACUGGUGAGAAGGCCACAGCUGGUAUCUUUGCCACCUAUCCUGCACCAUACCUCUCUUUGAUGGCUGGAUUUUUUGACCAGGUGUUUGGCACAGGGAUGCUGCUACUGUGCCUCAUGGCUCUAUCCGACCAGAAGAACAAACCAAUCCCAGCAGAAAGCGAGCCUGCAGCAGUAGGUCUCCUGGUGCUGCUCAUUGGCAUUUCUCUGGGCAGCAACAGUGGGUAUGCCAUCAACCCCACCAGAGACUUUGCACCCAGGAUCUUCACUGCCAUGGCAGGCUGGGGAACUGAUGUGUUCAGGGCUGGAAAUGGGUGGUGGUGGGUGCCUCUAGUUGCUCCCCCCAUUGGAGGAGUACUUGGAGCGGGGCUAUACAAGGGCUUUGUGGAACUGCAUCACUCACACCUGUCCGAACAGGAUGGAGCGAUAGUGGAAGAGACUGUCCCUCUUGAUAAAGAGACAAACACCUGUGCAAAUGUAUGCGUGUGACACCCCAACUGUGUUAACAGCUAAGUGUAUAGCUGUGUGGACAUUAGGAUGCAGGUGAAACAUUUCAUGAUGACAUUUGCAAAUAAGAAUGUUUAAAUCUAAAAUGCUCGCUGUUUUUUUUUUUUUUUUUUUUAAACACAAUUUCAGAAUGAACUUAAGUCAGGGGCGGGGAAUUAAUUUUCCCAAGGGGGCCAGAUGAGAAACUGAGACUGUUGUGGAGGGCUGUACCAAUGUUAAUUUUAUCCCUUUAUCGACUGCUAUUAGUAACAGUAGAUGUUACCCUAAUUAUGGCCUCCUGGGAAAAUUAUUUCCCCACCCUUACUUAAGUUAUUUUACUAGAGUUAGUGUAAGUGAAAGAGACUGCAAUACAUAUAAAGUAUACACUAUUACACACUUUGAAUCACCAUGCUAGCUACUAUAAAAGUAAAAGGUUUAAGACAAAGAUGGGCUCAUUUUAGAGAUGAAAGAUUAGCAAAAACAAACUCGCUCACUCAUGCUCUGUUUUUAUUACUGCAAUAGCAGCUGAUGUAACCUUACAAGACACCACAAAUAUCAUUCACUUUAACAGUCAACAGGGGGCUACUUCAUGACUGUGGAAAAACUUAAGGGUAUGCAAAGAAAAGCAAACGGCUUCCAUAUACUGCAAUAAAGAUCAUGUAUCUUUUUGAAAAUCAAACACACAGUAGGAGAUGACUCCUCACAGCUUGAGAGGACAGCAGCAUAGCCAAAUGCAGACAUUUUUCUUUUUAGCGUUCCAGUGCACAGCAGCCUAAAGACAAACAGUAUGUGUCUUCUACUGCUCCAAAAGUACUUGAACCAAAAUUAUAGAUGUGAGAUUGGGUCUGCUGAGCUUUAUACUUAUAACAGCCAUCCAUCCAUUUAUUUAACUGCUUACCCACUUUAUGGCUGGGUGGGGGGUACACGAUGGGUAGGCUGCCAGUCUAUAGCAGGGCUAAAACUGAUUUAGACUUCUGUGGUGAAUUUUUUGUAGGGUAUAUGAUGUAAACUAUGGAAGUGGCUGACACCUGGUGUUUCAGAUGCAGUGCCAGCCACAGAAAAGUAGUUGAAAAUGCAUAAGAGGAAUCAACAGUACUGAAUAGACCAAUUAAAAUCGAUGAUUGAUGUCCCUGCUUUGACACAACGUGUAGUGUACAUCGUAGGGAGGUGUACACCAGGUUAGGGCCUAGGCUAAGUUGUAGGGUUUCAGAGGGGUUUGUGGUUAUGACGUACCUAUGGCAUAGAUUUAACACAGAAGUAUAAAUCCCUUGAAACAGAGACAGACAACCAUUCACACCUAUUCACACCUCCUGCCAAAUUAGAGUUCCAUUAGAAUGGAAAAUGCUAAAAUAUACGUCUGACAUUCACGCGCUCAUGAUGAAUAAUCUGAGCAGAUGCCAUUGUGGACGAGAUCAGUGUUCAUUUGUGAAGUUUACAUUACAGAGCAGCAUUCGUGAGGCACUGCAGUGAUACAAUGAUACAAAUAGUCCUUUUAUAAUAUAGCAUGUCAUGUUUUAGGCUUGUCUACACACUUAAGUCGUUUGUUGAUAGUGAAGCUCAAAAGCAUCUGUUGAGUCCAUACAACAGUUUGCAGUAGCAUCUGGUAUUGCAGCCUGUUAAACCUGUCAAACCCCUGUUAGUAUUAUCAGUUUCAAACUGUAGUUACAGUCAUGCAGGGUGUGAAUGACAUAUUAUUAAGUUUUCUUGCUUCCUCAAGGUUUACAGUCACUUAACAUAAACAGAUGUGUUAUCUACCCAUUUCCAAACUUCCUUUACAAAUUACAUGUUGCAUAUAAUACUUGUAUAAUGCAUUCAUAAAUGAGCAGCAACUGAAAAUCCCACAUAAACUGAUGGUGUCUGUUACGGUUACAGCAGUGGUACAAUUGUAAAAUUGGCUGCUUUGAUUUUUUUUUUUCUUUAACCAUUAGCUGUCAGUAGUGAACACUACAUUAGAUGAGUAAGUACUGAAUCUACACUGAUACAACUCACUGUUGAUUGAUUUAAGACUAAUUUCUGUGGCAACAUUUAGCAUGAAAAGGUGGAUAAAAUUCAGGAUUUUCUGUGUCUUUCUACAUUUAUUGAAAGUGUUAUUUUUAACCAUCUAAGCCAGGUUUGGGGGAAACUGGCAUCAGAUCCUCAAACCUAUAAAGUUUAGAAGCACUUUUGCCUAGUAUUAUGUCCAUAUCACCUUUCCACUGUGUCUAGCCAGCAAAUACCCUGGCUACAUAUCAACUCAGUCUAUGACAGCAUCCAUUCAUGUCAAUCAGCAUGAAGUCCAGCUGACGAGGGAAUUGCAGAAAUGCAGACAUGUUGGUCAGACUGACAGUGAAGGUGUCUUUAGCAGAAACGUCUUCAUCGUAUGGGUACCUUCUCACCGCUUUGCUCCACUUUGUCUUCCCGCAUUGCCUUGGGCCUUGGCUGCACCCCCUGAGCUGCACUGUGUCGACUGCUUCUUCUUGGGGGCAGGGACCUUGGCUUUGCCUUUGAAAGCCUUGGUAGGAUCCAGCUUGUUCAGAUAUAAAUCCCCAGCAGGAUCUGCCAAGCUGAGCUCACAGUUGAAAGUCAGGGGUUGGUAGAGGGAUGCCCACUGCUGCAGCAGGAAACAGGAUAAAGAUAAUUUAAGAUAAUCUAUGUAGGUAUGUGGACAAAAAUACAUAUGAAAAAAA